This is a messenger RNA of Bombus impatiens (common eastern bumble bee), 1134 nucleotides long. It is a transcript of the gene Fer1HCH, whose product is annotated as ferritin subunit. The record is from RefSeq and is a predicted model, not a curated record. Gene Ontology annotation, molecular function: ferric iron binding; ferrous iron binding. The transcript has 5 exons. Bases 234 to 887 code for a protein of 217 amino acids. Gene Ontology annotation, biological process: intracellular iron ion homeostasis; iron ion transport. NCBI's taxonomy places the organism in Eukaryota, Metazoa, Arthropoda, Insecta, Hymenoptera, Apidae. Gene Ontology annotation, cellular component: cytoplasm.
GGGGAUAGAAAAUUCCAGUUCGUCCCCGUCGACUACUUACGAAUGAUACGCAUUUGUUGGUCAAUUAUUAAAUAAUCUAUGAUCGUACAUCGUGUUUAGUUCACAUACGUUCUCUUAUCUAGCUUCACUAAAAGCAGCCUUCUAUACCAGUGCGUAUAAAGGUUGCUCCCGAAAAGUAAAAUUACAAGUGCGUUCGCGAUUUUUCGAAUUCUAGCCUCUGAAGGAAUUCAACAAUGAAGCUGAUUUACAUUUUCCUCGUCACUUUUCUUUGCAUCAAUGGAUCGCUAGGAAAUAAACUUCAAUGUACAUCCAGAUCUGUAUUUGAUAUACCAAAGAAUUGGACGCAAAUGGCUAAUUCAUGCACGAAUGAAUUGAAAGCUCAAGUGAAUACUGAGAUUAAUGCUGCUAUGACUUAUCUUGCAAUGGGUGCUCAUUUUGCUCGUGAUACAGUUAAUCGUCCAGGAUUUAGCAAGUUUUUCUUUGAUUCUGCCAGUGAAGAAAGAGAACAUGCAAUAAAAAUUAUUGAAUAUCUGUUAAUGCGUGGUCACUUAACAGACGAUGUUAGCAAACUCUUAGACAUCAGUUCGCUGGGACCAUUGCGCGAGACCUGGAGUAACGGUAUUGAAGCUCUAAAAAACGCUCUUGAAUUAGAAACUGACGUUACAAAAAAGAUUCGCAAUAUUAUCAAACACUGUGAAAAGCCAAAAGACAGCAACUUCAAUGACUAUCAUUUGGUGGACUACCUCACUGGAGAAUUUCUAACUGAACAAUACAAAGGUCAACGUGAUCUUGCAGGAAAAAUUUCAACUUUGGGCAAAAUGAUAGCAACAAAUGGAGUAUUAGGAGAAUUCCUAUUUGAUAAAAAACUUUUGAAUAAUGAAGUUUAAUUUGUACUUGAAAUAACAAAAAUUUUACUCUAACAUUGCAUAUGAAAUUAUGGCCAUAUUUAGAAUGAACUAUGUAUAUUAGGUGUAAACGAUAGAGUCCGGUUGUAAAUUAAAACUUUAAAAAGAAACACCCAUUGAUAUAAUCGCAUCUAGGACCGUACGCAUUUUGUACAGGUAAUUUAAAUGUUGAACUGCGAAUGUUAUUUGUAAAUUACUUUCAUUUAAAAUCUUUGUAAUCAAAACUAUA